Pseudophryne corroboree (corroboree frog) is the source of this 3205-nucleotide messenger RNA. RefSeq names its product complement factor H-related protein 4-like. Lineage: Eukaryota; Metazoa; Chordata; Amphibia; Anura; Myobatrachidae. The record is from RefSeq and is a predicted model, not a curated record. The transcript has 19 exons. Bases 136 to 2946 code for a protein of 936 amino acids.
UAUAUAUUUCAAACAAAGGGAGUCAUUUCAGAGACUAAGCAGUCUUGUCUAUGGUCUAUAGCACAUCGACACGCGUAGAGACAGAAGAAGCAACAGAUAUACAGGAACAAAUGCACCAGUGGUGAUACUGAAAAAAUGUAUUUACUGGAACAUCUCUUCUUGCUUACAGCUGUGUUACGAUACAAUGCAGCACAAGACUUAGGAUGUGCAGUCCCAGAAAGAAUAGAAGGCUUUUCACUAGAUGGUGAGUGGGAUGAUGAGAGUUAUCCCUCUGGUAAAACAGCAACUUAUUCUUGUUACCCUGGAUAUACUCGCACUGGAAUCAUUAAACGGGUGUGCAGUGAGGGCCACUGGACGUUUAUCGAUCCAAAGGGGAAAUGCAGAAAGAGGUCCUGUGGACAUCCUGGUGAUAUUCCUUUUGGAACAUUUGAGCUGAAAAAUGAAAGAGCAUUUGUGUUUGGAGCUAUUGUCGAAUUUACUUGUGAUGAAGGUUAUCAGAUGGUGAGCAAGCAUAAAAUAAUAGAAUGUACUGCUACUGGCUGGAGCAAUUACCCUCCUCACUGUGAAGCUCGGAUUUGCUCGCCACUUGUAGUUACAGACAAAGUAAAAAUUAUAUCUAUGUCAAAUGAAGAGGAUAAUUUUGUUGGCCAAGUAAUCAGAUUUCAAUGUAAGAACCCAGAAUUUAUGUUGGAUGGGCCUUUUGAGAUUUUCUGCAACUCUGAAGGAGAGUGGAAUUUGAAUCCACCAACAUGUAUAGGAAUUGCUUGUAGCCUUCCACUGAUCAGUAAUGGGCAGGUAAAAAAUCCAAAACUAACUGACUACAAAGUGGAUGAACGGAUACAAUUUACAUGUGAUCCUGGAUUCAAGCCAUCAAGAAAUGGAGAGGCUACUUGCAGUAAAGAUGGAUGGAACCCUACACCCUCUUGUGAAGAAAUCACCUGUGACCCUUACCAAUAUGUAGCACAUGGACAUUUGGUGGAAGAGAAGGCUGUUUACAGAGAGGGAGAUACAAUUACUCUGAAUUGUGAUGAAUAUUAUAAAAUUCAGUAUGAACCAAAUAAACCACGUGUAUGCACAGCAAAUGGCUGGUAUCCACCUUCAUCUUGUAUUAGUAUCACAUGUGCCAAGCCUAAAAUUAAAAAUGGUGAGACUUAUUAUACACAUACUUUUCCAGCUAGCCAUGGCAGCUCUGUUAUAUAUUAUUGUAAGGACAAUUUUCUGCCACAAAGCAAAGAAUACUGGGGAAGAACGAACUGUACUGUAACAGGAUGGAAACCUGAACCAAAAUGUUUAAGAAAAUGUGAACCUCAGGAUGUUGAAUUUGAUAAUGGACAUAUUCAGCCCACACAGCAUGUAUAUGUGGAAGGAGAGACAAUACAAUUCAAUUGUUCUACUGAUUUUCAAACACCACAUGGCACAGAUCAUGGGGAAAUUACAUGCCUUUCAAAUGGACAUUUUUCUCCAGCUAAUUGUUCCAGGGCCUGCAGUAUUACACAACUUCAGCAUGGAAAGUUCGAACAAAAUAAAACUGUGAUUGAUGACUAUUUUCGGUAUGAAUGUAAUGAUGGAUUUAAGUCACCAAAUGGAAACAUUGUUGACAGUUCAUUAUGUCUUAUUAAUGGAUGGUCAGUUACUCCAGCAUGCGUAGAAAUCCGCUGUACAUGGCAUGGAGAAGAAUAUACUAGUGGACAGAGAAUCAAGUUUAGCUGCCCUUCUGGGAAAAGACCAUCUGGUUCUGGUCUCACUCAGUGCUUCUACUAUGGCUUUGGCCCACUGCCUGAUUGUGAAGAUGAAAAUCCUAAUGCAACCACUGUUUCCCCUGAUGAACCAGACUCAAGACUUCAAUGCGCUCCAGCACACAGUCCACAAAAUGCUACCAUUAUUAACCCAAAGGCAAUAUAUUAUUGUAAUGACACAGUUGCAAUGAAGUGUGAUGAAGGCUAUGAAUUGCAUGGUUCUGUAUCCAUUCAGUGUAAAAAUGGAGUAUGGGAAUCUCCACCUCAGUGCAUCGCAUUAAAAAAAUGUGAAGACCCGCCCUCUAUAAAAAAUGGUAGGCCGCAUAGAGACUACACACGACAAGUCUACACCUCUGCCAGCGUUGUGAAAUACAGCUGCAACCCUGGUUUCCACAUAAAUGGGUCAGACCAAAUUACUUGUGAUGAUGGUCAGUGGACAACUUUACCUAUAUGCACAGAAGAUUCAUGUGGCAAAGCUCCAUUUGUUCCACAUGCAUUUAUUAAAGAGCAGAAGAAAGACUUCAAUCAUGGCGAGAGUGCAAACUAUGAGUGUAUAAAUGGCUUUACUUUUUAUGGAGACAGCUCAGCAAAAUGCAAAGAAGGACAAUGGCAAAAUAUUCCAACUUGUGCUGAAACUGGUGAGAGUUGCGGUGCACCACCAGCAGUAGCAUUUGGAGACAUUACAGAUAAAAGAAAAGAUGUAUAUGAAUCAGGUUCCUAUGUGGAGUAUAUGUGUCCAAAUUAUUAUGUACUUGAAGGAAACCAGAGAAUUACGUGUAUAAAUGGAACUUGGGAGAAGGCACCAGUUUGUCAAAAGCCAUGUACUAUAAAGGAACGGAGCAUGAAAGAAAAUAACAUACAGCUGAGAUUGGAAAAUAAACCCAAGAUAUACAGUAAACAUGGUGAUACAAUAGAGUUUGCUUGUAUGGAUGGAUAUGAGUCUCCUCGUGACACUAACAUGAGUCGGAUUUGUGACCAAGGAGUGGUGCAAUUUCCCAAAUGCUUCAAGAGUGGUUUUUGUGUCUUACAACAAACAAUAAUGAAUAACCAUAAUAUCCAUUACAACCGAAGCACUAUAGUUGAACAAGGGGAAACUAUAUUAUUUGAAUGUAAUGAAGGAACAAUGCCAGAAAAAGACCUGCAAGCUAAAUGUGAAUGGAAAGAAGUAAACUAUCCAAAAUGUGUCACCGAAGCUGAAUCUUCAGUAUGAUGAUAAGAAAACCAUAUAUGAAAAUACCACUUUUUGGAGAUGCUGCCGUGCAUUUUUAAUAUGUUUUUUUGAAAAAUAUAUACUCUACAUGCUAUGAUCUACAGAAGUAAUACUUUAUAGUCCGAUUUCCUGCUGGAUGCAACAACAGUAAUAAUACUGAUAUAAAUAAUACAGAAGAUGAAGAUGCCCUAAUUAAAAAAAUAACUGCUUAAAAGUUUUAAAUAAAUGCCAUGCUUUAACAUAUAGUAACAUUUUACAA